Molecule: messenger RNA, 1101 nt
Organism: Menidia menidia (Atlantic silverside)
Lineage: Eukaryota; Metazoa; Chordata; Actinopteri; Atheriniformes; Atherinopsidae
Source: the annotation of a GenBank genome assembly
AUGGCGGGCUGCGGGAGGUGGUGCCGCCGCGCGUGCGUGUGCUGCCUGUCGGACGACGAGAAGAUGACCAUCGCCGUGGACAAGGAGAUCAACAAGAUCCUCAGGCAGCAGAAGAAGAAGGAGAGAAGAGAGAUCAAGAUCCUCCUGUUAGGAACUGGGGAAAGCGGCAAAACCACCUUCAUCCGUCAAAUGAGGAUCAUCCACGGCCGGGGCUUUUCAGAAGAGGAGAGGAGGGCAUUCUCCAAAUGCAUCUUCCAGAACAUCUUCAGCGCCGUCAAAUCCAUGACGGCGGCCAUGACGGCGCUCCGAAUCCCUUAUGCAAACCCUGAGAACGAGAUGUACGCCAACUGGCUCCAGGACGUAAACGCCGUCCACGUCACCCAUUUGGAGCGGAGAUAUGUGGACGCCAUCCACCGCCUGUGGGCAGACUCCGGAAUACGGGUCUGUUACAGCCGCCGCCGCGAGUACCAGCUCCUGGACUCCACCGAGUACUACAUCACCAGCCUGGACCGGAUCUCGGCGCCAGACUACAUCCCCACCGAGCAGGACGUGCUGCGGGUCCGGUUCCCCACCACGGGCAUCCACGACUACUCCUUCAACAUCAGUACCAUCACACUAAGGAUCGUUGACGUAGGGGGUCAGAGGUCGGAGCGUCGGAAGUGGAUCCACUGCUUCGAAAAUGUCACGUCGCUCAUCUUCCUCGCCUCCCUCAGCGAGUACGACCAGUUCCUGGAGGAGAGGGAGGAUGUGAACCGCAUGCGCGAGAGUCUGGAUUUGUUUUCCACCACCAUCCAUUCCCAAUGGUUCUUCAACACCUCCAUCAUUCUCUUCCUCAACAAGACUGACAUCCUGGCUGAGAAGAUCCAAACCUCAGACAUGGCAAAUUACUUCACGAGCCGGAGGCGAGACCCCGAAGCGGCCAAGAACUUCAUCCUCAAGCUGUACGAGCAGAGGGCGGUGAACCACGAGAACCGGGACGAGUGGAAGACCCUGUACCCGCACUUCACCUGCGCCACCGACACCAACAACAUCCGGAAAGUCUUCAGCGACGUCAAAGACACGGUGCUGCUCAAAUCCCUGCGAGACUACGGGGUCAUCUAA